Molecule: messenger RNA, 402 nt
Organism: Fusarium tjaetaba
Lineage: Eukaryota; Fungi; Ascomycota; Sordariomycetes; Hypocreales; Nectriaceae
Exons: 1
Coding region: 1-402 (133 amino acids)
Source: RefSeq, a predicted model, not a curated record
AUGCCAGUGUCGGGUUGUUCUCGCCACCUACUGUCCUGUUUCUACACCUCGAACUUGCGACGUCACUUGUUCUCCGGCAUUUGGAAAGGGCUAUUAUUCCGUCGAAGUGCGCAAAGACCGCAUGAAGCUGGCUCUAUUGCUGGUAUAUUUCUCAAUGGCCGCCGAUAUCUCAGUGUGCUCUACGCUGGUGCCCCUCUUACAGGUUUUACGGAAGACCCUCCUACGGCGCCUUGCUCUCCCCUGCCCAGUUCUGGAUUUGCCGGGAAAACAUGGUUGACUUUCAGCAUGAUACUUGUCAUGCAUAAAGUUAUCGAACAAACAGCUGUAGCCAUUGCCAUCGAUCUGAACAGCUUUAUUGGGCAAGAGCGUGGUAAGAAGGAGACUAUGAGAAAGCGCAGAUGA